Molecule: messenger RNA, 3828 nt
Organism: Ornithodoros turicata
Lineage: Eukaryota; Metazoa; Arthropoda; Arachnida; Ixodida; Argasidae
Exons: 1
Coding region: 1-3828 (1275 amino acids)
Biological process (GO): DNA integration
Molecular function (GO): nucleic acid binding
Source: RefSeq, a predicted model, not a curated record
AUGGGUCCGCAAGCAGAGGAUGUUUUCCAGACAUUUAGCCUUAGCGACGAGCAAACACGGGAUUUCAACUACGUCUUGCAAAAGUUCGAAGCCUAUUUCCUUCCUCGCCGAAACAUAAUUUACGAACGUGCUGUAUUCAACAGCAGGACACAAGGUGAUUCGGAGUCAGUUGAUGAUUUUGCUACAGCUCUCUAUAAGCUUGCAGAGACGUGCGAGUACGCGGUACUCAAAGAUGACCUCCUGCGAGAUCGCUUCGUUGUUGGAUUACGUGACAAGCACCUUUCAGAAAGAUUGCAGCUGGAUUCUAAACUAACAUGGGAAAGCGCCCUCACCAUAGCGCGUCAACAAGAAGCCGUGAAACAGCAGCAAGCCGAAAUCCACCCUGUUACUGAAACGGUAGGUCGCAUCACUACCAAACCAGAUAAUCCCGCUGCCAGUAGAAGGUCACGUUCUCAACAAGAACAAGUGCGACCAGGUCAACACUACGCAUCUGGGGAUAACAAAAGAACCGCUAAGAAGCAACCAACUUGUGGCUGGUGUGGACGUUCUCGUCAUUCUAGAAGCUCCUGCCCGGCUAAAAACGCCUCUUGCAAUAAAUACCACAAACGAGGACACUUCGCUGCGGUUUGCCGUUCAAAGGAUCAGCCAAGAGCAAUGCAAGGUUUCCUGGGACUUGCGUCAUCAUCUACUCCCGCAUCGACGUGGGACCUCGACGUCGUGGUGAAUGGAGUUUUGUUACCUUUCCGCAUUGACACAGGAGCCGACGAAUCCGUUCUAUCAGAAGCUCUCUUCAACCGACACUUCUCGGAACUGACGCUACGUCAACCACUUCGAGUACUCUGCGGUCCCGACGGGACACCGCUAAACGUCGUUGGAAUGGUAACACUACAACUUGCCUGUAAGGGCAACCAUUCCGAUCAAAACAUCUUCAUCGUUCGGGGACUGAAGAAGAACUUGCUGGGGAAGCCGGCAAUAGAGGACCUUCGUCUACUGGCUCAAAUUGACAACGUCAAAAAUAUGUCCGUAAACCCAAGAAAAGACUACCCGCAACUCUUCCGAGGCCUGGGAGUUAUUGAGGGAGACUACUGCCUUCGCGUCAAGUCCGGAACGAUACCCUUCGCCGUAACUUCACCGAGGAAGGUUCCACUACCAUUGUACGAAAGCACCCGGGAAGAGCUACGUGAGAUGGAGCGCUCAGGAGUCAUCUCACGGGUUGAAGAGGCAACUGAGUGGUGCGCGCCUAUGGUGGUGGUGCCGAAGAGGAACGGCAAGGUGCGCAUAUGCGUCGACCUUACGGAACUUAACCGGUUUGUUCUAAGGGAGUGGUACCCGAUCCCUUCAGUGGAACACACGCUGGGACGGCUGUCAGGAGCAAAAGUCUUCUCGAAGAUCGAUGCCAACGCAGGUUUUUGGCAGGUUCCAUUGAGCAGUGACAGUCGCCUCCUCACCACCUUUAUCACUCCAUUUGGUCGUUUUUGUUUUAACCGACUACCAUUCGGAAUCUCAUCAGCACCGGAACAUUUUCAAAGACGCAUGACUGAAGUGCUGGAGGGUCUGCCAGGAGUUAUUUGCCAUAUGGACGAUGUACUGGUGUUCGGCUCAACUAGGGAACUUCACGACGCAAGACUUCGCGCUGUUUUGGACAGUCUAACAAAAGCCGGAAUCACGCUAAACUCCCAGAAAUGCGUCUUUGGAGUGGAAACUGUUGACUUUCUCGGUAACACUAUUGCGGCAGAUGGCAUCCGCCCCAACAAACGAACCCUGGAUGCCAUCACGAACAUUCCUGCCCCGACCUCAAGAACGGAGCUCAGACGUCUUCUCGGGCUAGCGACGUAUCUCGGACGUUUUGUGCCCCGCCUUUCAGACCUCUUAGCACCCUUGACUUCCAUGCUGAGCAGUAAAAGUGAAUUCGUGUGGGAGGAGCCGCAACGAGAAGCUUUCCUGCGUUGGAAGGAAAUACUGUCUUCCUCACCCGUCCUAGGGAUUUACGACGUAAACCGCGAAACUAUAGUUUCUGCCGACGCAUCCUCCUACGGCUUAGGUGCAGUCCUCCUGCAAGAACAAGAUGAUGGGUCGUUAUGCGUCAUCGCCUACGCCUCCAGGACCCUUAGUGACACUGAACGUCGCUACGCUCAGAUUGAGAGAGAGGGGUUGGCACUCGCCUGGGCAUGCGAUAGAUUUCAAGAAUUCCUGAUCGGCAGGUCGUUCCGUUUAGAGACUGAUCAUAAGCCGCUCGUGACGCUACUUAGCACAAAGUUUUUGGACGACCUCACGCCUCGUCUUCAAAGGAUAAGAAUGAGACUCAUGAGAUAUUCCUACACAGUUACGUACGUCCCAGGAAAACAACUCAUUGCUGCCGAUGCGCUCUCGAGGAACCCAGUGCAGUCAACGGGCCCAUCGAUACUCGACCGAGAAGUCGGAGCAUACGUCCGGAUGGUGGAAAGCUCACUGCCUGUCACUUCGAUGAGCAUCAAAGCUAUCAGUACAGCGCAGAAGGACGACAAAAUUUGCCAAGCACUUAUCAAGUUCAGCACGAUCGGAUGGCCCUCUCGCCGCGAUCUUAGCCCAGAAAUGAAAGUUUACUGGGAGUGCAGAAACAGCAUCGCCCUUGCAGAUAACCUCCUCAUGUUCAAGGACCGGAUUGUCGUACCAGCCUCGCAUCGGAAGUAUGGGCUGCAGCAGAUACACAGCGGCCACCAGGGAAUGGUGAAAUGCAAAGCAAGGGCUAAAGACAGCGUUUGGUGGCCAAGUAUAGCGCAGGACAUCGAGAACUUCGUUCGCAGCUGUAUUCCCUGCACUGAACAUGCGGUGAACCGAAAGGAGCCAUUACUCCAAACACCGUUCCCCCGGAGACCUUGGCAAAAGGUGGCUAUGGACCUUUUUUUCAUUAACAGACGAUGGUGGCUCAUCGUAGUAGAUUAUUACUCUCGAUUCCCGGAGAUCGUCCCGCUCCACAACCUUUCAUCGGCGACGGUGACAGAGCAUUGCAAAUCUAUCUUUGCGCGUCAUGGAAUCCCAGAGGAGGUCAUUUCGGACAACGGACCUCAGUUCUCCGGAGAGCAAGCAUCACAGUUUAAGAAGUUCGCCGAGAUGUACCAGUUUCGCCACGUCACAUCAAGCCCUCGGUACCCCCAAAGUAACGGCCUCGCGGAAGCCGCUGUAAAAAUCAUCAAGAAUUCAAUGAAAAAGACUGGCGACCCCUACGAGUCACUACUCGCCUACCGGUCAUCUCCUCUGCAAAAUGGGUACUGUCCCUCUGAACUACUAAUGGGUCGGAGACUUCGGACAACCAUACCGACUCCUGACAGCAACCUUCUGCCUAAGAUCCCAGACUACAACGAGUUACAACGGAAGGAGCUGAUGCUGAAAAACAGUCAGGCAGCCGCCUAUAACUCUCGCCAUGGGGUUCGACGUUUACCGGAACUCAACAAGGGAGAUAAGGUCUGGGUCAUCGACCUCAAACGUCGGGGAAUCGUGGGACGAAGGGCCGGCACACCACGGUCGUUCUGGGUGAAGACAAACGGAAAGGACGUGCGCCGAACGAGGAGUCACCUGGUGCGCUACCACUCCUCAUGCGACCAAGAUGAAGGGAGACUUCCAGCAUCACGGGACGUGCAGUGUGAAAGUUUUCACGGAGCACUGCCAUUACAGGAGACUACACCCGGGAUAGAACCAACGUCUACACAUGACACAGACGACUCGUCUGUGGCCACUGGCGAUUCUACCGUUAGGCAAGGGGAAAGUGCUUCUGAGGAAAAGUGCAGGGACUCGCACCAACAUACUCGGAGUGGGCGCUGCAUCAAACCACCUCAAAGACUUAAUUUGUAA